Messenger RNA from Cladocopium goreaui, 1036 nucleotides. The record is from the annotation of a GenBank genome assembly. Lineage: Eukaryota; Dinophyceae; Suessiales; Symbiodiniaceae.
GCUCAAGUCCUGGCAGGUUGCUGCGGAUCGUUUGGCAGAGGUCGGCGGCAUGCCACGCUGCUUCGACAUGCCCACGGCGGCAUCGCAGCUGCGAAGCUUUGCGGAAGAACAGGACAGCAUGGCUUUCGUGCGGAAACCCGAAGGCGCCUGGGGCGGCCGUGGCAUUGAAAUUCGCUUCGGCAUUGAGCAUCUCAUUCCAUCGGCCGAGAGCGAAGCCUCGGCUGGCUGCGACUUUCAAGUCCUGCAGGAUGCUCAGUGCCUGGGUUUGGGCGAAGCGCCGCCUGCAGCUUCAGCCACGGAAGAGGCGUGUCGAGAGACAUGUUGCAACAUGGGCCUGGCAUGCGAAGCUUGGAAUUGGCGCCAGGCGGAAGGAUGCUGGGUCGGCUCCCCUCGCUACUGCACCGCUUCCAAUCCCCUUUACUUGGGCGGCUGGCGUGGUGGCCGACGCCUGCCAACUGUGGCCUCCAGCACGGCGGCGCAGAGAGCGGUUGUACAACAGUACAUUGUGGACCCCGUUCUGUACCAGUUGGAGGGCGUCUCACCAGCCAUCACCGUGAAGACUGACAUUCGAAUCUAUGGCACGGUGGUGUCCAUGGAUCCUUUCAGAUUCUAUAUCAGUGAGUACGGCUAUUUCCGCUCGGGUUUCCUUGAAAAGAACUACUCGGCCCAGUGCGACGAGGAUUUCAAGGAGCCCUUGAUGCACGUGACCCAUCACAUCCCAAAGAUCGAGGGUGGGACCUAUCAAUGUCCAACGGCUCCCAGCUGGAAUCAUCCGGAGGGUGCUGAGCACGAUGCCGGCUCGGGAGGUGCGAACAUGGGGACCGGUUUUGAUGGACUCACACCAAUCAAGAGAUCAACAUAUGGAGGUUUUAAAGACAGUGAUUCGGGGCCAACCUGGGAUAGAUCAUACAUACAUACGUACAUACAUACAUACAUACAUACAUAUAUAUAUAUAUAUAUAUUACCAGUAGUACUGCGCAAGGCGGUGGUGGAAGUUUCAAAGAUAGGACGCUAUAGGGGAGGUGAGUUGCUGUGA